AUGGAAGACCUGGUGUACGCCUGGCCAAGUAACCCUGUUCAAAUCUCCAUUCUGUCUCCUUCUGCCUACACCACAAAAUCUGCCGAUGAUGCACUCUCCUGUUGCAGCUCUCCCUGUAUACUUAGACCAGGCGUCCAAGGGUCAAUUCUGUCAACUAACCAACACAUCGGCCAUUUCAAUGAUAGUCCCUUCUCUAGGCUGAACUCAGAUCUGGCAAACGUUGUCAAUGCGCUACCGCCUUGCACAAUCUCUCAGCAUCCCAAGGCCAUGUCUACUUCUAACAUUCCCCUCAAGCAAUCUUACGUCAUCACAAUCUUAGGUGUUGUCAAAACCGGUGCUCUGCUCCCUCCAUCGGACAGCCGUAACUAUUCAUAUCGUGCAUGUACCGUUGCUAUCACCACAAAGGGGUGGAACUUAGAUAAUCACAAGGAAUAUGACAGUAAAUGGACAGCUUACUGUUCCCCUCUCAAAGUACCCAACAAAGGCAAGUGCUUUGUUACCAAGGCUCGAUUCCUGCCAGUCAAGGACACCGCCGACUUCAACAGGUACUACGAAGCAGAUCAUAAGAUAUUCGUUGGAACUAGCGAGACAUUCACAGGUGUUCUCCAUAACAAUACUGCUCUCACCAGUCUUGGUAUCAUAUCCAGUUGCAGAACCAUCCGGGCCAAUGACGACAGCAAGUCUGUACUUUGCUUUGUCAUGAAACAUAUUGAUUAUCAGCCUCAGGCAGGCAAAAACCAAUACUUUGAGAUCAAUUACAGAAUCCGUCCAACGCAAAACAUGGAACAAAGUCAAAAGCUGGUACAGGAUGGAAGGGAAACUUUAAUAUCUGGCUUCAUCAUUGAUUUUGAUUCUGGGGCCAAUAGAUUCAUCAUCAAGGUCACGUCUGUCAGUCCCUGCACAGGGAACAAAGGUAGUGGUGCCACAAAAACCGCUCCAUCCGCCCAUGUCACACCAGCAGGGCAUGUUGCGACUCCAGUCACUCCCAUGAACGCUGUCGCAGGUCCUUCUUCAGCGCCAGCUGCAACAACGUCCAACAAACGGAAAGCUGCAGCAGCUGAGGAGCCAAUUCCCUUGCCACUCGCUGCUGGCCGGCAAACCCGCCCUGCUAACCCUGAGCAAGGGGGGUACGCCACUCCCAAAAUCAAAUCAUCAAUCGUAAAUUACAGUGGGGUGUCCGCCACUUUACAUAUACACAUAACACAAAACUACACACCUACUUUUGAAAAUCAUCUCAAACAAUCAUCACCACUCACUCUUCAAGACCUUCAUCAUCUCGCCGGAUACACAGGACAGGCUUUGUUAAGCAUCAUUCUUAAAAAAGUAGAAGACUCAAUUCGGUGCAUUGGAUGGACACCAUGGACGCUAGCUUUGUUAUACCUCGAACUAGCCAUGCCUCUUCCAAUCUUUCAAACUGGACCGUGCCCUGGGUGCAGUGCUCUUUUCAAAUUUCAAAUCAAAGAUGUGUGUGAUGAAUGUACUGAUCUGGAGAACACCAAGGAAGGAUUGCAAAUUCCACGAAAGGAUUACUGUGAGGGAUGUGGUGAUGGAUACCGACGUUUGAAGGACAACAUCUGUGGUCCUUGCCAAGGCCUCAUUAAAGCACCAACUAGCCUGACUUUACCAGAUUCCCAUUGGUCUCACUCAUCGACUAGUCGUGGUCCAAGGGGCAUCAAUCAUCCAUCAAAGAUACAAUCAACAAACAAUACUAAAUCCAUACCAAUUGAUUUUGUCUACCAGAUUGAUGGCAACCCAAUGCCACACAAUUUCACUGCUUUCACGGUCUCAGUGGAUCUCAGCAAUCGAUCAUGGUAUUCGAACUUUGAGAAGGAUGCAUUUGAGUUCUUCCGUAUGAAAUCAGUCAAUAAAUUACCAAGCAAAUUUCAAUUAGAUGAUGGGUGUCCUGAGGUCCCAGAAUUUGACGAGCAAUGGGUAUACUUAGGUCAGGUCCGAAAUAAGAGGAGUGUUAUUUUCUCUUUGGAACAGCAUGUUGUCGAGCUGUUGGAGCGUCCACCACAACGGGGUGCUUUAUUUUUUGUGAUGUUUAACGCCGACGAUUCUCUUCAUGUCAAGCAAUCAGAAAAUGCAGCUUCCUACAUACCCGACAAGAAGAAAAAGCGGCAAUAUGGUGGUGACUCAGAGGCAUACUUGCCUUCUGAUGAUCUUUCUGAUUCUUUGGCUGGAGAAACAACAAAUCAUCUUAGCAUUCGCAAAUCCAAACAAUUACAAUUACAAUCUCCAUCAGGAACCUGUGAUGAAUCACAGCUUCCUUCUCAAGGAUCCAAUGGUGGUGAUCUCCCGGAUAUUGAUGAUUAUCUUGAUGGUCCAACUGUCACCCCGACACAAUUGAAGAGGCCUAUCAAGGAGACACAUAAAGACCAAACACUCCAAGCAGUUACCUCUGAACCAGUCAACAUACCCGAGAAACGCACUUGGGUGUCUGAAGUAGGAGGAAUUGCAAAAACGUUAACUAUCCUGCAGGAGUCAGAGGAAUCUGAUACUGCCUCUGUGGCUGAGGAGUUCAAAAUUGGAUGGAUUUGCCUUGAAGACUUUGUUCAAUUUAAUGAAACCAAGUCCUCCUAUGUGGGUGAUGUGAUGCUUGGGAGUGAUUUAUUCACAAACUUCCUCUUGAAUCCUUACGGCGGCUCUACAUAUGGUUCUUCAAUCAAUUACGAUCCAAGUGAUCCAAACUAUAGGAUUUGUUUGAGUGCGGAGGUACAGAGAUUGAUUGUGAGCUUUCAAAAGAAGGUGAUUGAUAACUUGGGAAUUUCACCUGAUAUGAGAGAAAUGUGUCUUUCACUCCAAGUUGCUAAAACUCUCACCUUUACAACCGCUCAUGAAUGCAAGGAACAUCCCAGGCUAUUUUCAUGUAGGGAACAAGGAGUUGGAUAA
Melampsora larici-populina 98AG31 is the source of this 2892-nucleotide messenger RNA. RefSeq lists its product as uncharacterized. The record is from RefSeq and is a predicted model, not a curated record. The transcript is spliced from 14 exons. Lineage: Eukaryota; Fungi; Basidiomycota; Pucciniomycetes; Pucciniales; Melampsoraceae. Bases 1 to 2892 code for a protein of 963 amino acids.